Diaporthe amygdali is the source of this 1185-nucleotide messenger RNA. RefSeq lists its product as uncharacterized. Lineage: Eukaryota; Fungi; Ascomycota; Sordariomycetes; Diaporthales; Diaporthaceae. The transcript has 3 exons. Gene Ontology annotation, molecular function: acetyl-CoA C-acetyltransferase activity. The record is from RefSeq and is a predicted model, not a curated record. Bases 1 to 1185 code for a protein of 394 amino acids. Gene Ontology annotation, biological process: fatty acid beta-oxidation.
AUGACUCUAUCCAGCCUCCGACCGGCUCUCAGGAGCAGUGCUGUCACAUGCCGAACCGCUUCCGUACGCGCUUUCUCGGCGAGGACAGCUCUUCAACAAGAAAUAAGAGACGCCUAUAUUCUGAGUGCUUCCAGAACGCCGACUGCUAAAUUCAAUGGCGCCUUCCUCACCGUUCCAGCACCAAAGCUCGGUGCGGUAGCUAUCAAGUCUGCCAUCGACAAGUCCGGCGUGCCAAUUUCCAAGAUCACAGACGUUUACAUGGGAAACGUUCUGCAGGCCUCGGUUGGCCAGAGUCCCGCAAGACAGGCCGCCGUAUUCGCGGGUCUCCCACCCAGCGUCGAGGCCGUCACCAUUAACAAGGUCUGCGCGUCGGGUCUGAAAUCGGUUGUGUUCGCUGCGCAAAACAUCCAGCUCGGCCUUGCAGAGGCACAGGUUGCGGGCGGUAUGGAAAACAUGUCACAAGUGCCCUACUACGUGCCGCGGGCAAGCUCGCUGCCGGCCUUUGGCCAUGUUAAGAUGGAGGAUGGCCUGAUCAAGGACGGUCUCACAGAUGUCUAUGACCAGAUACACAUGGGAAAUUGUGCUGAGAACACAGCAAAGAAAUACGAGCUCACCAGGGAGGAUCAGGACCAGUAUGCCAUUCAGUCCUACGAACGGGCGCAAGCCGCCUGGAAUGCCAACGCAUUUGCCGACGAGAUUGUGCCGGUCACUGUCAAGGGGAGGAAGGGCGAAACCAUUAUCGAUACGGACGAAGGUUACAAGGACAUCAAGCUUGAAAAGAUCCCAACUUUGAAGCCUGCAUUCAUCAGAGACGGAACUGGCACAGUCACAGCUGCGAAUGCCUCGACACUCAAUGACGGUGCAAGUGCCUUGGUACUUGGCAGCAAGGCCAUUGCACAGGAGUUCGGAUCUGGCUCAAGAGUCCUGGCGAGGAUAUGCGGGUCUGCUGAUGCUGCAACGGAUCCAAUUGACUUUCCUGUUGCGCCGGCCAAGGCGGUUCCCAUCGCUCUUGAGAGGGCUGGCAUAACGAAGGACCAGGUGGCCAUCUGGGAGUUCAAUGAGGCCUUCGCAGCCGUCAUCAAGGCCAAUGAAAAGCUCAAGCCUGGUGAGUACGGUGUUGCAGCGAUCUGCAACGGGGGUGGUGCAGCCACAGCGGUUGUCGUGCAACGCAUCGAGUCCGUAUAA